GAACAAGCGACAAUUAUUAUUGUCACCUAUAAAGACAGGUUAAUAAAUCAGGUGAGAAUCAUUCACUUCAAGAACGUAGAACGUAUAAGGCCGUCGACAAUGUCCUUAAAGCCAUCACCACCAAGUGAGGAUGAUGAAGAAAGUUGCCUGGCGCGUUAUCGUCGUAUUAUAAAGUUGCUGAAAUUUUGUGCCCGUCUCUGUGGGGCAGAUAUCACCGAGUUGGACUAUAAAAUGAAUGUGAUCACAUAUACGAUUUGUUUUCUGUUCGUAGUGUUUUGCAUUUGCACGGUCUAUACGAUUUAUGUGGGCAUUGUACAUGAUGGUGAUUGGUCGAUCAUUUUGCAGGCCACUUGUUUUGUUGGCGCCGGCGUGCAGGGUAUAACCAAGUUAAUUUGCUGCAUCUCCAAGCGACACGAGAUGCGCGAGGCUCAAAUUUUUCUCGAUGCCGCUUUUAUGAAGUACGAGCAAUUGUCCGGAGGCUAUAGGGACGCUCUGCUCGAGGCAAUUGCUCUCAGUAUGUCGUGUAUUAAGGGAUUCGCAUUUGUGUAUAUAUUUGUGGUGGCCGUGUUACUUGGAUUUCCAGCCGCUUACUAUAUAUUUUACAACAAGAAAAUAUUAAUUAUGCAAUUUCUAUUGCCCGGCCUCGAUCCCGAAAAGGAGAGUGGUUAUAUUAUGCUAUUUGUCGUACAUUUUGUUUGUUUGGCAUUUGGUGCCUUUGGCAAUUAUGCAGCGGAUAUGUAUCUUUUUGUUUUUAUUAGCAAUGCACCGCUCCUGAAGAAUAUAUUACGUUGCAAGUUCGAGGAUCUCAAUAUAAAGUUGCGUAAGUCGCAUAAUAGAAACGAUCGGAUAAGUUUGAGAAUACAUUGGGAAAUGGUGGACAUUGUACAAUGGCAUCAAGAGUAUCUCAACCUCUUGGACCGUUCGGAGCGUACAUUUUUUGUGAUUAUAUUUGUACAUGUAUUUGCUAGUGCCUUAAGCACUUUGUGCACACUUUAUUGCAUACUAAUUGGCGUUUGGCCAGCAGCUCCAGCUUAUCUAUUAUAUUCGGUUAUGAAUCUUUAUCUAUUUUGUGGCCUAGGAAGUGUUGUAACUAUAUCGAAUGACGAUUGCUGUGAGAUAAUUUAUACACAAUGCCUUUGGUAUAAAUUGCCCGUUGCCGAGCAGCGUCUGUUGAUGUUUAUGUUACGUAAAUCGCAGAGCACACCGGGUCUUUCGGUUGGCAACAUGUUGCCUUUAACCGUCAACACGGCCCUACAAUUGACAAAGGCCGUCUAUAGUCUAUUGAUGCUGUUGAUGCGGGAUACCGAGAAUUGAGCAGACACUACCCAGCUACUACUCCAUUUACUUCAUAUCCUCCCAUCAUUUUGCGGCUGAUUAAUUUUUGCUUUUUGUCUAAUGAACUUGCCCGCAAAGAAUUUAAUAAACAUCGCUUACAGUGCACGCUUU
Drosophila willistoni is the source of this 1446-nucleotide messenger RNA. RefSeq names its product odorant receptor 67d-like. NCBI's taxonomy places the organism in Eukaryota, Metazoa, Arthropoda, Insecta, Diptera, Drosophilidae. Bases 100 to 1314 code for a protein of 404 amino acids. The transcript is spliced from 3 exons. Gene Ontology annotation, biological process: sensory perception of smell; detection of chemical stimulus involved in sensory perception of smell. The record is from RefSeq and is a predicted model, not a curated record. Gene Ontology annotation, molecular function: olfactory receptor activity; odorant binding. Gene Ontology annotation, cellular component: plasma membrane.